GGUCCCACCCCGCUGACCUGACCAUCUGACCCUCCCAACGGCGGGAGCAGGCGGCGGCUCGCCCGGCGCCCGCGUCAUUUCCGGCGGGCAGUUGACGGUUUGAACGAGCGCGCGCGCGCGAGACCAGCGGCGGGAACGUUACGAGUCCCCUCCCCUCCCAUCCCCCAAUGCUGGCGUCCCCGGCUCCCUCCCCCUCGGCGGCGGCAGGCGGCCGCAAACACCGGGUGUGCAUGGUGUCGGACUUCUUCUACCCGAACAUGGGCGGGGUGGAGAGCCACAUCUACCAGCUGUCGCAGUGCCUGAUCGAGCGGGGCCACAAGGUGAUCGUGCUGAGCCACGCGUACGGCGCCCGCCGCGGGGUCCGCUACCUCAGCCACGGCCUCAAGGUCUACUACCUGCCGCUGCGGGUCAUGUACAACCAGUCGACGGCCAGCACGCUCUUCCACAGCCUGCCGCUGGUGCGCUGGGUGCUGGUGCGCGAGCGCGUCGCGCUGGUGCACGCGCACAGCUCCUUCUCGGCGCUCGCGCACGACGCGCUCUUCCACGCGCGCGCGCUGGGCCUGCGCACCGUCUUCACGGACCACUCGCUGUUCGGCUUCGCUGACGUCAGCUCGGUGCUGACCAACAAGCUGCUGACCGUGUCGCUGUGCGACGCCAACCACGUGGUGUGCGUCUCCUACACCAGCAAGGAGAACACCGUGCUGCGGGCCGCGCUCAGCCCCGACGCCGUCUCGGUCAUCCCGAACGCCGUCGACCCCACCGAGUUCACCCCGGAGCCCGGCCGAGCGCGGCCCGGCGCCCUCACCGUGGUGGUGGUCAGCCGCCUGGUCUACAGGAAAGGAAUUGAUUUGCUUGCUGGCAUUAUUCCUGAAUUGUGCGUGAAAUAUCCCGAUUUGCAUUUUCUCAUUGGUGGUGAGGGACCUAAACGAAUUGUAUUGGAAGAAGUGCGGGAAAAAUACCAGCUUCAUGAGAGGGUGCGUCUUUUGGGUGCCCUUGAGCAUAAAGAUGUGAGAAAUGUUUUGGUGCAGGGUCACAUUUUCCUCAACACUUCUCUAACUGAGGCCUUUUGUAUGGCAAUAGUUGAGGGAGCAAGUUGUGGUCUCCAGGUUGUCAGUACCAGAGUUGGAGGAGUGCCAGAGGUUCUACCUGAAGAUCUUAUCAUUUUGUGUGAGCCCACUGUUAAGUCUCUGUGUGAAGGAUUGGAAGCAGCCAUUACUAAGCACUACCAAGGGGUAGUGCCACCAGCUGAAGCAAUCCACAACAGAGUGAAGAAUUUGUACACAUGGAGAAAUGUGGCUGAACGCACUGAAAAGGUUUAUGACCGUGUGGCCAAAGAAAGGAUACUGUCGAUGAACGAACGACUGUACAGAUUGAUAACCCACUGUGGUCCUGUGGCUGGUUGCAUUUUUGCUUUAGUUGCUGUUUUGGACUUUCUUUUCUUGUUGCUUUUGAGGUAUAUAGUUCCGGAUGCUAUGAUUGACAUUGCUGUAGAUGCCACAGGUGUAAAUGGAGUUUGGAAGCAACAAGAGCGACAUUCAACUGUUGAGAAGAUUAGGAAAACUCCACCUUUUUCUGAAAGGAGUGACUGCAAUGUACAAACCUGAUGCUUUGAUUUAUAGCUGCUUUUGGACUCCUGAUUUAAAUCCUUUGGGAUUAUCAAGGUUUUCUGUUUUGAAUGACCGAGUGACUUCAUCUGAUCAUUUUGCUACCUUCUUAAGUAGCCACUAUGAACUUCAACUGCAUUAAAAAAAAUGGGAUUAAUAUGCAUAAAAUCUUAAUAUAACAGUUAAACAGGUGUGUUCAUGAUGUUGGAAUUAUAAUUUCUGCUUCCCCAACACCUUAAA
This is a messenger RNA of Chiloscyllium plagiosum (whitespotted bambooshark), 1844 nucleotides long. It is a transcript of the gene piga, whose product is annotated as phosphatidylinositol glycan anchor biosynthesis, class A. NCBI's taxonomy places the organism in Eukaryota, Metazoa, Chordata, Chondrichthyes, Orectolobiformes, Hemiscylliidae. Gene Ontology annotation, molecular function: phosphatidylinositol N-acetylglucosaminyltransferase activity. The record is from RefSeq and is a predicted model, not a curated record. Gene Ontology annotation, biological process: GPI anchor biosynthetic process. Gene Ontology annotation, cellular component: glycosylphosphatidylinositol-N-acetylglucosaminyltransferase (GPI-GnT) complex.